AAUGACGUUUCGUUUAGGCAGCAAAACAUGGCGGCACCGUGCAGUCAACCUCUUGUGACACCGGUACAUUAUGACCCGGCUUUUAAAGUGACAGUUCGGCUUCACGAGUCCCUGUUGUCAGGGACGGACACACCGACCGACAUCGAGAUAGAGAUGAUGUCGUUGUGUGGUCAGCUAGAUCUACUCUGCAGGAAGGAACUCACACAGCAACCAUCUCACAGAAUUGAUAAUGGGAAGACAAGCAACUCUUUUGUCAACAGAGCCCGAGUUGUAUAUGACCAGAUGCAUCAGCUUUUGGCGAGGUGCAACAGUCCACUGGACAUCCAGGCAUACCUUGAAAGCAAGUGGCUGGAUCGACUGUUUCCACGUGCUGCAGCCUAUGUUGUGAGACCUGAGGCCUUGUCUAUUGCUCUGAAGAAAACAACACUCGAUAACUACUACACUCAGCUAGCUGGGCUCCACCAUCUUGCUACCCUCGCUCGGCAGAUGAACAACGACCUGUCAACACAAUCCAAACCUAAGUACAUAGCUCAUCAGCUGGCCUUGUUGUAUCAAAGCGUCACAAACCUGGAGGGCAGCUCCUCUGCACUGGCUGUUCAAAAGAAGAACAUAGAGGACAACUUUAAGACGGUGAAAGCUGCAUUUGCCGCCGAUCAGGGUGAAACGUUUCUAGCUCCGGAAAUCAGAGAAUGGCUGCUGAUGUUGACCAACAACCUGGUGACUGUCGUGACCUCGCUACCUGCCCAACUCACUGAAGACAUGCAGCAACCAGCUGCCAUACUAGCCCGUGCAUGAUCACCUGACACUCAUCACAGAUACAUAUUUCACUUUUGACUUUCCUGCCGCUUUGAAGGGACAGUACGUCGAUGGUUUUUUGUGGUUGGAGGGGCAGUGAUGGAGCCUAAUGGUUAAAGCGUCUCCUUGUCACGCUGAAGACCUGGGUUCGAUUCCACACAUGGGUGAAGUGGCCAUAAAAUUUCUGAGUCCUGUGCUGGGGUUCAAACCAUGGUCCUUCUGAUCUGAAGUUGGACCCUUUGUCUACACGACCAAAGAGGUUAACCCAGUCAGCAUGGAUGGCGUCUGUGGGAUGACUCUAUGCCCACUUCAUAGGUAAAAUGUGUGAAGCCCAUUUCUGGUGAUAUUCCUGAAUAUUUCUAAAAGCGGCGUAAAACCAUACUCACUCUCUGUGUGUUUGGAAACCAUGCCUCAAAAACUGUGAUGUAACACCUUUGUUUCAUUCCUGAUUCAAUUGUAAACCAAAACAGUUGAACACAGCACAGCAAGGCCAACAGCAUAUGUUGUGUGCAGGAUAAACUAGCUUGUACAUGCAUUUUAUUAGAUUCAAAGUGAAGAGAAAGUGUAAUUGUUGCCAAUAUGAUUAGAAGUCAAAAUUACAAUUACAGAUCCAUUGACAUAUUGUCCCUUAAAACUCACAAGCCAUGAUAUUUCAAUAAGUAUUAUACUGUUCAAACUUCAAACCCAACUCACUCACAAAAAUGCUAAUGAUAUCAUUUUUGGAAAAUGCCUUGGUUGCAUGUAUUGGUUUUUGAAUAUAGCCAUACACUUUGCUUUCAAAGUCAUUGCAUUGGAUUUGCUCAAAUCAAAGGUUGUACUUUUCUUGUCAUUGUCUCUAACUGAUGCAUGUACAUGACCAAGACAGUCCGAACUCUUCACACAUCAGGGGUGGCGGGUAGCCUAGUGGUUAAAGCGUCCGCUCAUCACUCAGAAGACCCGGGUUCGAUUCCCCACAUGGGUACAAUGUGUGAAGACCAUUUCUGAUGUCCCCUGCUGUCAUAUUGCUGGAAUGUUGCUAAAAGCAGUGUAAAACCUACUCACUCACUCACUCACUCUUCACACAUCUUUGGCUUGGAAUGUUUAAAACCAUUAGCAAUCCUUGAGACUGCUGACAAAUCAGCUUUCUACAAUACCACGGUAGAGCGAUCUUUAUACGAAACCACUAUAAAUAUGUUCAAGGUUCCAGGAAUCUGGUACUGUGUGUCAAGUGAUGAGUAAUGUGAGAACAUGAUUGACGUAUCAUAUGUACAGGUAUUGGCAGUGGUCACCAGUUUGAGUAAAUUUGGUCAAAAGUCAUAGUAAAAUAUGUCACUAACUUAUAAAAGAUAACUUUUGAUUAAACUCAAGCCAUCAUUCAAGAAUUCACAAUGUCUAACACAGCAUCCCUUGUUAUAGUCCAAGUGUGUGCUGCCUUCCAAAAACCUAUGAUUCUAAGAUAUAUACUGAAGGAAAAAAAUAAGGGAUCACAUGAAAGGACAAGUGUUCCUUUAUUUUUUCCCAUGUUUCUUCACAAGCUUUGUAUCCCAUAGCUUGUGAAGAAGCCUGGAAAAAAUAAGGGGAACACUUGUGCUUUCAUGUGAUCCCUUAUUUUUUCCCCUCAGUAUAUA
Messenger RNA from Haliotis rubra (blacklip abalone), 2402 nucleotides. RefSeq lists its product as uncharacterized. The record is from RefSeq and is a predicted model, not a curated record. The transcript is spliced from 8 exons. Lineage: Eukaryota; Metazoa; Mollusca; Gastropoda; Lepetellida; Haliotidae. The coding region runs from base 28 to 795 and encodes 255 amino acids.